Messenger RNA from Funneliformis mosseae, 315 nucleotides. Lineage: Eukaryota; Fungi; Glomeromycota; Glomeromycetes; Glomerales; Glomeraceae. The record is from the annotation of a GenBank genome assembly.
AUGAGCGAACUUUCAGAUAUUGACGAAAUAGAUGCUGCUCUUUUUGAGCCUAGUUUAGAUAUAAAUAUAAAAGAAGUUCAUUACUCAACUGUGCCAAUUGAAUAUCCUAAAACAUCUGAACUGGGUGUAGCAACAGCAUAUAAUAUCAUAGGUUGGAAAAAUCCAAAAGACUGCUGGAAAAAUGUGCGAAGUUUAUUUAAAUUUUAUCCAGAUCCUACAACUUAUGAUAUUUCUUUAUUAAAGGAAUUACUUAGUGGUAACGCUAUAGUAAAUGAGCAAGAAUCAUUAAAAUAUUGCACAACAAUUGCUUCCUGA